GGCAUCCUGAAGCGACUGAGGGCGAUGCAUGCGGAGGAGCGACGGACCGCCCUGGCGGCGAUGCCCGAGGCGACUCGCAGGGAGUUGAUGCAUCACUUAAAGCAGGAGGCGAGCUCCUCGCGGUUACGCCGACUCCUCGGCAACGUCCCGCAGCUCCUGGAGACGGCGGAGGGCCCCAAGCGCCAGGAGCUCCUCCAGUCGGUGAGAUCCUUCGAAGCCAUCCACACGCAGGUGCUAAUGGCCCCGGACAUGGCAUCGGUGGUGCAGAUCCUUCGAGAUCUCACUCCGGAGCAGCGGCACGCCAUCGUGGAGGCGCUGCCCGAAGAGACGCAGGAGGCGCUGGAGAAGCAUCUCCGCGCCUCAAAGGCAGCCCAGGCGGCACAGCAGGCGGCGCAGCAGGCGGUGAAGGCCUUCACUGCGCAGCCCGCUCCAGCGCACGCGCUUGUGCAGACUCUUUGCCGACUGCGGUGA
Symbiodinium sp. CCMP2456 is the source of this 471-nucleotide messenger RNA. NCBI's taxonomy places the organism in Eukaryota, Dinophyceae, Suessiales, Symbiodiniaceae. The record is from the annotation of a GenBank genome assembly.